GAGUGGGUGCGGCAAUGUGCGGCAGGCACAGCAUCUCCCAGCCUCCCUCUCACAAUUUUCAUGGAGCGGGCCGAUGGCAUCAUGAGAGAUGCGGACCAGCCUAGCUGGUUGACAAACAAUGCGCCUGAUGUGAUGGUGAAAGUUUUUGUGGGCGUCGAGGCAUGGACCUCUAAUGUGUCAGCUUUUACGCCAGUGUGGAACGAGCGGCUGUAUCUUCCGGGUCUCCCUGGACGUGACGACCGUGACGAAUUGCGUUUUGAGGUGUGGGACAUCGACCGCACUAGCCCAAACGAUUUGUUGGGCAAUGGCUGA
Messenger RNA from Symbiodinium natans, 312 nucleotides. The record is from the annotation of a GenBank genome assembly. NCBI's taxonomy places the organism in Eukaryota, Dinophyceae, Suessiales, Symbiodiniaceae.